Messenger RNA from Rhizophagus irregularis DAOM 181602=DAOM 197198, 321 nucleotides. The record is from RefSeq and is a predicted model, not a curated record. NCBI's taxonomy places the organism in Eukaryota, Fungi, Glomeromycota, Glomeromycetes, Glomerales, Glomeraceae.
AUGGAUUCAACAGAUUUAUUUGAUAAUCAAAAUAUUAGAGAAGUUAGAAGGGGUCGUAAAAAAUCACAUGUCUGGGAUCAUUAUUUUAAAGAACCAUUGGGUAGUGAGCAUUACAUAGCUAGAUGUCAUUACUGUAAUCAAAACUGGUCUAAAGGAAAACCAGAAAUUUUGAAGCCACAUUUAGCAUUGUAUUGUAAAGAUGUUCCACUAUAUAUUAAAACAGAAUAUAUGGAAAUGCUGGCUGUUGAAACUACAUCUACUAAGCAUAGCGAACAUGCUUAUAUCACCUUGCCGAUCAUUUGCCGAUCAUAUUAUAUGUGA